GUUGAAAGUGUAAUGUGCGCGAUGUAGGAAUUGGAAGGAACUUAAGCUACAGUGGGCAGUUUAGAUUGUUUGUACGAUACGUUUCAUUGUUUUGUGUUGCAUUAGUGGUAGACCAUGUCUUCAAAAGAAAAGCAUGAGUCCAAACACGAUUUGAUCCACUUGAUCUAUCGGCAUUUGAAGGAGAACGGUUUCCAGAAGGCGGCAGAGAAGCUCCGAAAGCAUGUUCCACAGGGAGAGACAGCAGCAUUGUCCAGCUCACUUUUGGACAUGUACAACAAAUGGUCCGGGGAUGUAUCUGAAGAUGCAAAGACCUGCAAAGUAGCAGAUUCCUCAGAGCUGCCAAAAGAGCGUCAAGCUGACCCGGAUAGCAGCACAGAGACCUCUGACUCAGAGGAGGAGACCACACCUGUCAAAGCACCAGACAAGACUAAGCCUCCGAUCGCCAGCCCUGCCAAGUUCCCUGCAGCCAACCAUGUGCCAACUUCUAAGGUCAAGGCAGGGUCAAAGAUCACUCCACCAACCCCCAGCAAGAAACAGCCGGAAGGUUCUGACAGUGAGUCCACCACCAGCAGCUCAGAGGAAGAAGAAGCAAGUCAGAGUCUACUGCCACAGACUCCUGCCACUCCUAACAACAAGUCAGCUCCUAAGCUGUCCUCAGCUAAGCCCCUGAUAGCCCCCUCCUCCACCCCCUCCUCCACCACGGCCAAGCCCUCCGCUGCCUCCUCUGUCAAAGCCAAGUCUCCGGCUGCUCCUCCAGAGUUGUCCAGCGAGAGUAAUGACACAUCCUCAGACAGCGAGGAUGAGGGUCCGGCUACGCCCUCAACAGCAGAACCAGCCAAUAUGUCAAUUCUUGCAGCCGCAGCUUCUACCAAGGCCAAGCAGUCAGCCAUCUCCGCUCCCAGUAUCCCACUAUCAGCCGGUAUAGAGCCCCAGACAGCCGUAGACAGUGACACCACUAUGUCUUCAUCAGAUAGUGAAGAGGAGAGUCCAAAAUCAACCUCUACACCGACAACACCAACCACUAAAGCUGCGGCCAUACUUACCCCAGCUAAAUCAACCCCAAGCAAAACAACCGCCAUAGCAACCACACCAGCUAAACCAACCCCAAGUAAAGUUGUAUCCAAAACUUCUAAGACUAGCAAAGACUCCAGUGAAUCAAGUAGCGAAUCAGCAUCAUCAGAUAGUGAAGAUGAAAGUGUGGAAUUACCCCCCCCACCCAAAACAGCAUCGGUAACAGUGACCACUAAAGGUGUGUCCAUACCUACCCCAGCUAAACCAACCCCAAGCAAAGGAACCACCAUAGCAACCACACCAGCUAAACCAACCCCAAGUAAAGUUGUAUCCACAACUUCUAAGAUUAGCAAAGACUCGAGUGAAUCUAGUAGUGAAUCCGCAUCCUCAGAUAGUGAGGAUGAGAGUGUGGAAUUACCCCCCCCACCCAAAACAGCAUUGGUAACAGUGACCACUAAAAGUGUGGCCAUACCUACCCCAGCUAAACCAACCCCAAGCAAAGGAACCGCCAAAGCAACCACACUCGCUAAACCAACCCCAAGUAAAGUUGUAUCCACAACUUCUAAGACUAGCAAAGACUCGAGUGAAUCAAGUAGUGAAUCCGCAUCAUCAGAUAGUGAAGAUGAAAGUGUGGAAUUACCCCCCCCACCCAAAACAGCAUCGGUAACAGUGACCACUAAAGGUGUGUCCAUAUCUACCCCAGCUAAACCAACCCCAAGCAAAGGAACCACCAUAGCAACCACACCAGCUAAACCAACCCCAAGUAAAGUUGUAUCCACAACUUCUAAGACUAGCAAAGACUCGAGUGAAUCAAGUAGUGAAUCCGCAUCAUCAGAUAGUGAAGAUGAAAGUGUGGAAUUACCCCCCCCACCCAAAACAGCAUUGGUAACAGCGACCACUAAAGCUGUGGCCAUACCUACCCCAGCUAAACCAACCCCAAGCAAAGGAACCGCCAUAGCAACCACACCAGCAAAACAAACCCCAAGUAAAGUUGUAUCCACAACUUCCAACAUUAGCGAAGACUCCAGUAGUGAUUCAGCAUCAUCAGACAGUGAGGAGGAAAGUCCUGCUGUGGCAGCUACACCAGUGGCACCAACCAGUAUGCCAGCAUCAGAUGUCAGAACAAAACUUAAGUCAACCAAGGCAAAGCUGACUAGCAGGGCUCCGCCCAAGUCUACUGCUCCAGCAGGGGAUGAGUCCAGCAGUGGUAGCCACCCGAAAGGAGCUCCUGAGAAGCAGGCGGAGGUUCAACUCAACCCCCCAGCUUCAACCAAGAAGGCCAAGAAUGACACUAAGAAAAACGCUCCCAAGCCCUCAGCUCCACCUACCAAAAGGAAAAAACCUGCAGACAAACCAUUGGACACACCAGCCAAGACCAAGAAGACGGCACCUCAGGCCCAGAUCCCUGCUCCUUCCUCCUCUCCUCCUCCUCCAGCCAGUGAUGACUCAGACAGCAGUCUGGACGUGGAGAUGUGGAAGAAACGGAUCCUUGAACUGUCAGACACUGACCUCGCCAAGAUGGACGCCAUCAGUAGUCUGAACCCUCCACCUGCUCCCGUCAUAACUCUGAAGAAAGCAAGAGCACCAAGGAAACCCAGGGCGGAAGCCACACAGAAGAAGGAGACCAUGACUAAAAAGAGCAAAGCUACACCUAUUAAGAAUGUAGAGGUUGAGGGGAAUGUCAAAACCAAAAAGACGAGUAAAGUUAAGUCCGGUCAGACAAAUAAGGCCCCACCUGACAGUCCUGUGACUACAACUCCACCCAAAACACCCAGCAAUGAGCCUGCAGAGUCCACCCUUGUACCCACCCCAAAACCUGAUGCGGUCAAGAAAAGAAAAAGGAAAGCCAGUGAAACUAAAGCAGAUGAGAAUCCUACAGAGCCCAAGAGGAAAAAGAAGAAACAAAGAGAAGAAAACAAGGAGAAGAUGGUUGAGGCGAGUGAAGAAACGGGGAAGAAAAAAGAAAAGGUAAAAGAUAAGGAUAGAAAGAAGGAUGCACGGAAAGGAAAACAAGCCCCAAAGGUAAAUGAGAAAAACAGUGAGCCUGAAGAACAGAAGGAACCAGAGAAAAAUAAAAAGGUGCCCCAGACAAAGAAAAAAUCCACAGACAAAGUCAUUGAGGACACCAAGAAGCACAAAAAGGAAAAAUCUGAAAAGACUAUGACAGAAAACAACACGCAUAUUACUGAGGAGGAGGAGGAGAAGGAGAAGAAGAAGAAAAAGAAUAAAAAAGAGAAGAAGGAGAAGGAUGGGCCUCAAGAGAUUGAAGCUGACCAAGAAUCACUACCUCUGUCUGCCCUCGUGACGCCUCCAACAGAGAAGAAGAAAAAGAAAAGCAAGGUGAACCUGCCAGAGAUUCCAAUUAUAUCUGUCAACCCGGGCCCAGACUCAGCCCCCGCAGAAAACCCUCCAGCGACAGCAGAGACCACACCUAAAAAAAAGAAAAGAAAAUCAUCCAAGAGCACCUGAGGACGAUGAAAAAAUAAUAUUUAUGACAAAUGGAAAGAUACAAAGGGAACAUGGUCCCGUUACUUAGCUGGGCUGAUGUGAAAAGUCUUCCUCACUGGUAUCCGGCACAGGUUUAAAAGUGAUCAACUUUACUGUAUUUUAAAGACAUGUCUCUGGAUUUUUUUAACAUUGAAUACUGAAACUUUUCUAUAAACAAUAUUUUUUACCAGUCCAUUUUUUAUUAGAUUUUUUAUAGUAGACAUGUAGUCUUUAACAGUAUUUCAGUGGAAGAUUGUCAACAGUCUCAUGUGCUGCUACAGACAGUUUUAUAUUUCUCAUGUUAGUCCUUUGUCAGUGCCCUUAUCAUGGCAUGAAUGUGUGUGAAAAUGUAAAGAAAAUGAAAUACAAUGUAUGAAGAGUGAAGACUGUUAUGAUGAUAUUCUGCCGGAGGAUGGGCCAAGGAACGCACCACAAUGAAAAAGAGUUGACUUAGUUUAUUAAUCGAGCUGCUCGGAUCACACCAUCAGUCCACAACAGAGUGAUAGGCAUGAGUGAGAAACAUGUCUCUCAGAUAGACAUUAUAUAUGAGCUGGACCAUACAAAUAUAGUAACCACCAAAACAUGUCCUUAAAUGGUAGACAUUCCACAACUUAAGGCAUAGGAAGAACACCGCACAGGUAGUGCAGCAAUCACUCAUUGUUUAUACUAUUUUCUGCAUGUGGCUCUGUCCAAAGGUUAAAGUGCACAUUCUCCUAUCUAUAUGUGUAUUGUCCGAGACCUGCUGCGUGACCUCUUGACCACAGCAAGAGACUCAAGCUUCUCUGUACACAGAAAAUCUGCCUAUCAGAAGACCCUCCAAACUUUAUUGUCAACGUUAUUGUAAGUGGUGGUUUGUGCAUGAGAUUCACAGAUAGUUGCCCACUUGAACUGGAUUGUUCUAUAGUGAUCUACAAUUGUUUGUAUGAAUGUAUUGCAUAUCCUAUCUGCAAUGAGCAUAAGAAAUUAGAAAAGUAUGUUUUUAACAAAAUAAUGGCAAUCAAUAUGGAUUCGUUCCCCCUGUUUUGAUAUUUAAAAAAAUAACUGAUAUGCAUGGUAUAUAUUUUUUAAAUAGAAUUAAAUGGCAUUGGUACAAA
This is a messenger RNA of Hypomesus transpacificus, 4592 nucleotides long. RefSeq names its product flocculation protein FLO11-like. The record is from RefSeq and is a predicted model, not a curated record. Lineage: Eukaryota; Metazoa; Chordata; Actinopteri; Osmeriformes; Osmeridae. The transcript is spliced from 11 exons. Gene Ontology annotation, molecular function: protein binding. Bases 115 to 3480 code for a protein of 1121 amino acids.